This is a messenger RNA of Adineta steineri, 981 nucleotides long. The record is from the annotation of a GenBank genome assembly. Lineage: Eukaryota; Metazoa; Rotifera; Eurotatoria; Adinetida; Adinetidae.
AUGAAUAUCAUUGUACAAUUACGACAGGUUAUAAAUGAUAUACAAACAUUUACCGAUGUCGAUGAAUGUGUUGCAUUUAUUAAUGAUAUUAUAGAUAAAAAAAUUUGUUUAGUUUCUUCCGGAGCACUCGGUCACACAAUUGUUCCAAUCAUUCAUGAUAAGGCACAGAUAAGUGACAUUUAUAUUUUUUGUGGAAACAAAAUUCUACAUGAGCAAUGGACACAACAAUGGUCUAAAGUGAAAGGAGUAUUCACAGAUAUUUCAUUAAUAUGUGAAUCACUUACACAAGCCACUCAAAAUUCUGAGUCUAUGAGUUUUAUUGAGACAAUUGAUGACACUUCAAAUAUAAAUUUAAAUAAACUUGAUCAAUCGUUUAUGUAUACUCAACUAUUGAAAGAAAUCUUACUGACUAUAGAUUUCGAACAAGAAUAUUUUAAUGAUUUUCUUAUAUUUUGUCGAGAAUACUUUGCCGAUAAUAAUAUUGAAUUGAACAAUGUCGAUAAAAUCGAAAAAGAAUAUCAAGAUCAACAAUCAAUCUGGUGGUAUACAUAUAAUUGUUUUCUUUGCUCCAUGUCGAAUAAAGCAUUACAUACAAUGGAAAUUGAUCUAAUUAUUAAAUUGGGCGUCUUUAUUCGAGAUCUUCAUCAACAUAUUGCUAACCUUCAUUCCGAACAAUAUGGUGACCAUCAUCAAUCGAAAACUUUUACCGUAUAUCGUGGUCAAGGUUUAUCUCAGAUAGAUUUUGAUCAAUUGGCGAAAAAAUACGGUGGAUUAUUAUCUUUUCAUAGUUUUUUAUCCACAAGUGAAGAUCGAAAUGUGGCUCUGGCUUUUGCUCGACAAAGUAUUGAAAUUUCUUAUCUAAUAGGUAUUCUUUUUACAGUCGAACCCGCUUAUAAGAGCCUAGUCGGGGAAUCAAAAAGUGGCUCUUAUAUCCGAACAGCUCCUUUAUCCGAACUAUAUGUAAAACAGUGCAACAAUUGA